Otolemur garnettii (small-eared galago) is the source of this 1992-nucleotide messenger RNA. It is a transcript of the gene NUP50, whose product is annotated as nucleoporin 50. NCBI's taxonomy places the organism in Eukaryota, Metazoa, Chordata, Mammalia, Primates, Galagidae. The record is from RefSeq and is a predicted model, not a curated record. Gene Ontology annotation, cellular component: nuclear pore. The coding region runs from base 300 to 1709 and encodes 469 amino acids. The transcript is spliced from 8 exons. Gene Ontology annotation, biological process: protein import into nucleus.
AUGGCGGCCUGGGGCGUGCUCGGCGCUGUUACCCCAUAAGUCUUGGGCUGGGCGGACGGCCCUCCACCUCACCGCCGGGCACAAAGAGACAAGCCCCCGAGGGCCAUGGUGUUUGAGACUCCGGGCUUGCCGAGAACGAAGUCCUCCCCGCUCUCAGCGCACCGGAAGCGCCCGAGCGCGCUCCGCCGGGCGACCAGCAGCCGCCGCAAACGCGAGCACCGCCACCGCGACCUCGGCUCCGCUCGCCCGCGCCCACGACCCAGCGAGUGCUGUGGCAGCCACCGGAGGGGUGCAAAAAAAUGGCCAAAAGAAUUGCUGAGAAGGAAUUGACAGAUAGGAACUGGGAUCAAGAAGAUGAAGCUGAAGAGGUAGGAACAUUCUCAGUGGCCAGUGAGGAAGUCUUGAAGAAUAGAGCCAUAAAGAAAGCAAAGCGGAGAAAUGUUGGAUUUGAAUCUGAUAGUGGAGGAGCCUUUAAAGGUUUUAAAGGUUUGGUUGUACCUUCUGGAGGAGGAGGGUUUUCUGGAUUUGGUGGUGGUGCUGGAGGGAAGCCUCUGGAAGGACUGUCAAAUGGAAACAGCAUGGCUAGCACCCCUCCCAUCCCCAGUGCAAAGGCAGUAACAGAGACCAAGGCAGCCUUGGAGUCUGUUACUGCAAAUGGCCCUACCAUGUUGGUUGAUAAAAAGAUUUCAAAUCCCAGAACUAAUGGCGAUAGUCAGCAGCCCUCCUCCUCUGGCCUGGCCUCUAGUAAAGCCUAUGUCAGGAAUGCCUAUAACAACCAGCUGGCUGCCUUGAACUGCUCCGUCCGGGACUGGAUCGCGAAGCAUGUGAACGUGAACCCGCUCUGCGACCUGACACCCAUCUUUAAAGACUACGAGAAAUACUUAGCGAGUAUCGAGCAGCAGCACGGGAGCAGCGCCAGUGGUACUGCUCAGAGCGAAGCUAACAAGACCGUGGUCGACGUGCAGUCUCCUUCCCCGCUCGGCUCAGCAAAACUCCAGAAAGAGUCAGAGUUUUUGUUCCACGGCAACAAAACUGAAGAUACACCUGAAAAGAAGACUGAGGCUACUUCUGAGAAGAAGACGGACCCAUCACUAGGAGCAACAAGUGCCUCAUUUAAUUUUGGCAAGAAAAUUGAUAGCUCUGUUUUGGGCUCAUUAAGCUCUGGCCCCCUGGCUGGAUUUUCAUUUUCCUCUGGAAAUGCCCCUUUAUUUGGCAAAGAUACUUCCCAGAGUAAACUAGGUUCUUCACCACUUCCCACUAAGACACUGGUGAGCCAGGCAGAAGGUGGAGGCAACGAGUGCAAAGGUGGAGAUGAAGAAGAGAAUGAUGAGCCACCCAAAGUAGUAGUUACUGAAGUAAAAGAAGAAGAUGCUUUUUACUCCAAAAAGUGUAAACUAUUUUACAAGAAAGACAAUGAAUUUAAAGAGAAAGGUGUAGGUACUCUGCAUUUAAAACCUACAGCAAACCAGAAGACACAGCUUUUGGUCCGGGCAGACACCAAUUUAGGCAACAUUUUGCUGAAUGUUCUGAUUCCACCCAAUAUGCCAUGUACCCGAACAGGAAAAAAUAACGUACUUAUUGUCUGUGUUCCAAAUCCACCAAUUGAUGAGAAGAACGCCAGUGUCCCAGUUACCAUGUUAAUCAGGGUAAAAACCAGCGAGGACGCAGACGAGUUGCACAAAAUUCUACUGGAGAAAAAGGAUGCCUGAGCUCGUGAAGUCAGCGGAGGAUCGUUGCCAAGUUGCUGCUUCCCCACCACCCCUAAACUUAGUUUUUCUUCUCUUCUUACUUUGACAUUCUAAGAACUUAAAGAUAACUUAAAACUUUUGUGAGGAAGAUUGAUAUGGCCAAUAAAACCUUUAAAUAUUAAGUGUCAAGAAACUGUAUUCUCCCUUCUUAAGAACUGUUAAAGUGUAAAAUAUAUUUGAAUGAAAUUUUUUGGAAGAUUUUUUAAUGUCAUUUGUUUAUUAAACUAACCAUACGUGAUUUCUU